ACUUUCCACAAUACAUUUUUUUUUUUUUUUAAAUGUAGAAUUUAGAAACCGUUGGCAUUUGCUUGGUUAUUACUUAUUAGACAAAAAAACAGAAAACACAGACUGGUCCGAAACAAUCGGAAGAGGCAACGUUUCUCCUCCGAAUACGAGAAAGAAAAAAAAAACACAUUAAACAAAAACAACAACAAAAAUAAGUGAAAAACACUCUCAACCAUUGCUUUGGGAUUCCGUUUUAACUUUUAAGAUAAACCAAAACUCUCUCUCUCCAAUUUUUCUAUCUUUUUUUUUCUCUCUCUCUCUAAACAGUGUCUCUCUCUGCGUUCCACUACGUACCCUCCCCUCCGAAGCUACUCAACGAUGGCUUUUCUUCCUCGGCUUCUCAUCUAACCUCAUUUCCAGAUGUUUCAUUUAUGCGCACAGAAACUCAUGUAUUUGUGUACAUGUAGUGGUAGAAGAUCUGAUGAGAUUUUAUCAUCUGGAACCAAACACUCAGAAUUCAAUCUUGGGAUUCAUUUGGGUGUUGUGGUGAACGUUUAGCAAUGGAUUACAAUGGUAGCAAUGGCAAGUUGACAGGAAUACGACAGAUUGUUAGGCUAAAGGAAAUCCUCCAGAAAUGGCAAUCCACCACGCUUGGCUCAAGGGCGAGCAAUCCCCCCCCACCUGACGAACCUGAUCAAAAUCAUGGGGGAAUUUCGCCGGCAAUCAAUAAAAGGCUAACAAAUGUUAUGUAUUGUGAUUCAGAUGAGGAUGGCUGCCAUAGCCCUGAACCGCCACCUGAUGUCCCCAAAGGUUAUUUGGCAGUUUAUGUUGGGCCAGAGCUUCGGAGGUUUAUCAUUCCCACUACCUAUCUUAGCCACUCCUUGUUCAAGGUGUUGCUGGAAAAGGCUGAGGAGGAGUUUGGGUUUGAUCAUAGUGGCGCGCUCACCAUACCAUGCGAUACUGAGACUUUCAAGUUCCUUAUUAAGUGCAUGGAGACCCAUCAGAAGGCUCUCCCUGAUAAGAGCUCAGCUGGAAAUUAACUAACCAUUGAAGACUAAGUAGUUACACUGAUCUUUCUAGUGCUCCAGAUUUUAGAGCUGAUUUUCUGGUGUAAAUCGGGGUCUUCUUGUAUGCAGAUGCAUCUUCUUUUUCUUUUUUUCUUUUCGUUUUCUAAAGUGACAAGAUUAGGAAGCUUUAGUUAGAAAGUUUUCAGAUGUAUUGGGUCCGGAUUUGGUGCUUGAGAGGUAAUGUGUCACCUUUCUUUCUUGAAUAUGGGAAACACAUUAAUUGUUAAGCAAGCAUGUGCGUAUGUGUUCUGGAGUAAAAAUUCCGAGUUCAUUCAA
Quercus robur (English oak) is the source of this 1322-nucleotide messenger RNA. RefSeq names its product protein SMALL AUXIN UP-REGULATED RNA 51-like. The transcript is spliced from 3 exons. Bases 540 to 1019 code for a protein of 159 amino acids. The record is from RefSeq and is a predicted model, not a curated record. Gene Ontology annotation, biological process: response to auxin. NCBI's taxonomy places the organism in Eukaryota, Viridiplantae, Streptophyta, Magnoliopsida, Fagales, Fagaceae.